This is a messenger RNA of Spirometra erinaceieuropaei, 5763 nucleotides long. Lineage: Eukaryota; Metazoa; Platyhelminthes; Cestoda; Diphyllobothriidea; Diphyllobothriidae. The record is from the annotation of a GenBank genome assembly.
AUGGUGAAAAACGUUUCCGUCACCUCGCAUGCCGGUUAGUUUUUUUUUUAUCGCACUUGAUUGUUUUAGUCCCAAAGCAAUACCUGAAAGAGCGUAUGAAACGACAUUUCCGUGAAGUUGGUGGCUUCAAGUGUAUACAAAAUGCGGUUAAUUCAUUCGUGCCCUCUUUUAUAAGUAAGUUGCUCCUCUCACGAAUCUGUAGUCUGUCAAGAUGACAAACAAGUCCGAUUAUUUUUCCAUGACUGGUCCUCUGGAAAACUAAUGAUUUCUGAGGCUGCAAAACGCCUCGCUGCAUCUAAGGAGCCGAUUUCUAUGAAGUCCCUUCAUAGAGCAGUUUAUGGUAGUCUUACCUUCUACUUACUCCUUCUUAAGACGUCUCAAGCGUUGAUGCUGUCCCAUUAACCAUAAUUUUUGGGAUUCCCCAUGUUUUCGGUGGUCUCUUACCAUGGCAAUCAACAUCAACUGAAAUACUGUAAGUUUGCUUUAGGAUAACGGCUUUUCUUAUUCUUUUUUAAACUGCUGAUCGUUCCAGUCGCCGUAAUUACAACACAUUUCCAGCCUUGGUAUUUUAAAGACUAGGCUUGCCUCGUAGUUCACCAGACCGUUUGCUAUUUCUCUAAUAUCCAACCUAUACAUUUUUGCCGAAUACGAAUUGAUUCACUAACACGACAUUAAAACAGAUUGUUUAUAUUUAUUUCUAUAGUUCAAGGUGACGAAGGCAGGAUCUGAUCUGUUCACCAGUUUAGACUAUAAAUGUUUUUCAUAGUGCACUUGAUUCGGUUGACAGCCAUAAAGACGUCGGCGCGUACACCUCUACUUAGCGCUAAGCUUCCAUUCUCAUCCAGGCAAAUGAUCCCCAGGUUAGCUCUUCAGCGUCUGCAGCCGCGGACAGGAUUGUGGCCUACUAGUUUUGACUGAUAAACGGUUACUGGCCAUUUCCGUUUCGCCCACUUACUCAUCGUAAUCCCGUUUCCCAGUUGCCAUAUCAUCUAGCUGACCUUAUAGGUCAUAUUUAACAUAAAGCCAUGAGCACUUUUGAGACAAAAGUCAGAUUUUUGCGAGUUUGAAUAAGGUGACCGAUUCAUUUAUGAGAGUCGGCGGUCUCAGUGGUAUCCGGAUCCGCGGAAUAAAGCACAACCGUUUAGUACAACCACCGCGCCACCCAUCUGAACUUCAAAGUCUUGACUGAGUUUUGGGUUUUCGCAGUCGAAUCAUUUAAGUUAUUCAAAUUUGACCAAAGCCUAUGCCAAAGAAUGAGUCUUGUAGUCAUCCAGUAGAUUAUAGAUGGAUUAGUUAGGACAAUUCACUACAGCAGUUGACCUACUGCAUUAAAAUUUGUGGAUUCCAUGCGUUCCCGGUCGGGCAUGUAUCUUAACCCAACUUCUAAUUAUUAUUUUUAAUUCCUCCUAAUAAUGGAUUUGAGCGGGUAGCUUGUAUCUUUUCCCAAACGAGCCUUCUGAUCUGAGAUCUCAGCAAGUGCACAUUUACUGAAACUCGCCUUUACUAAGGCAACAAUAAAAAGUGAAAUUCGUCAUAAUUUACGAGCGUACUAUAUGGCAGUGUUUAAGUCAGGGAUCAAUAUAUAUAGUAAGCAUGAGUGCAGACCGGUCUUACUGAUAUCGCAGAGAAAGCUGGUCGUGUCUUCUGGUGGUAGAUGUCGCGAACUAUAGUGAUCUUUUUAAUCUCAGAAAUUACUGCGCUAACUUUGAGUAUCUCCUUCAGAAUGAAGCUUCAUAGGCUCAGUCGGAAAGUCGGUUUGAAUAUUUGAGCCGAAAUCUAUCAGGUCAAGGGAGACAAGCGCGUAAACUGUCAACAGGCACCAGUAGUAUGCAAAUUUUGCAUUAUUUACCAUACUGACGGUAUUAGCCAAAGCCGGCGAACCUGUUAUGCCGAUUUUUUGCUAGUAUCUGUGGUGUAGUAUGGUAAAUCGUGCAACAUUUGUGUACACCUGACCUUCCGUAAACAGUUUAUGAAUAUUACGCAGUUAUUUGACCUAAGCUGAUAAAUUUCGGCCCGAAUAUUCAUAUUGACUUUCAGGUUGAGGCGAUUAAGCUCCAUUCGGAAGAAUUAACUCCAAGCUAGGGCAUUAAUUUCUGAGGAGACUAAAAUCUCCAAAUCCCAAACUGAAGUAUCUACCAGAGUGCGCACGAGGAGCUCUGGAGGACUCACUGAUCAGCCAAAUCACUCUCACCUAGGUCAUGCAGUGGCAGAAUAUUGGCGAAACACGUGUCUUGGCUUCCGGGUUGUGUCCAUGCUGUCACUAUGGUAAAUUAUUCAGCAUAUAACAACCUAUUCGGUUAUAAAUAGGCUAAUGCCAAAGUACUGGAGUUUUGACUGUCAACGCAAUGGACAAUGAAACAGCAGCACCUCCGGUUAUAUCCAUGCCUUCAUUGGCCCGAAAGGUGAGGAUCGGGUGAAGACCCCCAAGCGUCUGCGGCAUACAAAGAAUACCUACUACACUUAUUUAAGUGGGUUUUAGUCCAAAACGAUUAUUUCGGUUUGGUGUUUCAUCGUACAAGGUUGGGUCGUCUGUUGUAGACGGUCUCGUACGUUAUCUACAAUGACCUCAGCUCAGAGAGUCGAGAAGCGAUCGUUGUAGACAGUCUGGUGGAUUUUCUACAAUGACCUCAGCUCAGAGAGUUGAGAAGCAAUCGUUGUAGACACUUAAUGUUUAUUUUUCUAAUUGUCCUGCUUAAUUUCGGUUGCUGUAUGUCAAUGCACUAAAACAUUUCCGCCCGGAGAACGAAUUUACCAAUUAUCUAUACUUAUUUUGCCAUUCCUCUAUGUAUGCAUAGGCCCCGCCCCUGAAACCCCUAUUACCACUUUUUCCCGUAAGACAGGCACCUUUGGCAGGUCGUGUGUUUGAGGUCCUUCACCCAAUCGUUGCCGCCCGAAAUAACGCAGACCAACACUUGCGACCACAUGUAAAUCUGGUGAACACAGCGCUUUUUUGCACGACGAGAAGAGUCACUUCCUAGGUACUGCUUUCGGCGUCCUUCUGGGAUAAGAUCUCACAGAAACUAUUCAGUUAGGCGAUAAGCAGGAUCAUUCGACGCACCCCAGCAGACAACCUCAGCGUUAGAGUAAGUCGUAAUCCGUUCAUCACGAAUACGCUCUACCCUGAUGACAUUGUAGUGCCUGCAAGAUUCGUUGAAGAAGCAACUUAUUCGAUCCCACAUAGGCUCGAAUACAGCCAAACGUGGCUAGGUAACCUCCUCCAAUACCAAGGCUAUCACAUUCUGGGUUUCGCAGUCAAAAUACUUGCUCGGUGACGGUGGACGGUUAAAUCCGCAGGUUAGUGCAAAGAUUCUGUUAUCUUGGGUCGAAACUGUCAAAUAGGCAAGGCAGGGGUAAAGUCGGCUAUCGAAUCAAUCACACGUGCGAAUUUUUAGCCCAACUCUUUUGAAACAUGUGGAACCAGCGUGAGACCAGUCAGGUGGCCGAAAUGCGAGUGUACGGCAUUCGUAAAGACGAUACUUCUAUACGAAUGUGAGACAUAGCCGGUGGGUCCAUCGGUGAUUAUUGCCUUCUGUCCUCGGAAUUCGUUCCUCCGAUCGCCUCCUCGGCGAAUGUUUGCAUAAUCGGUUAGAAACAACCAGUCAACUUCACCCUUACUAGUUGGCUAAAAUGGUUCGAUGGUGCGUUGCAUCGACCCAAGGGCGAGGUCCUCAGAGAUGACAUCCUCUUAUCCCGGCCCUGUUUGGAAACAUGGGUGACCGUGAAGGCUGAUCCCUAGCCCAUUUCUGGUCCCGCGGUGCCACCUACCAACCAAUUCAACUUUGUUACGGAGUCUGCCACCGACCAACCGUAAUUGAAGACGAUCAUUCACGUCGUGAACCUGCAACCUGGGAGCGGCUGUGUCAAUUAUAAUAAAUGCCCUUAGAAGUACGAGUAAUUUUCUUGAUUAGCUAAGCACUGUGUUGUGGGCUUCAUCGGCCUCAGUUUGAGCGGGUUGAGCAUUGUCGCAAUUGUUUCUGGAAGGCCAGUUUCAUCUAGGGGUUGGGAGUAGGCCUGUAUUAGCCAUUUCGGAUCUGAGAUGCGGUCAAAGUGGAUGCUUUUUGCACAUCUGACGAUGGUCUGUGACUGCACACACGCCAGACGCAGAGGCCCGUUCAUGUGGUAGUCAUUAACUAGGCCCUGAUUUUCUAAAGAUUAAAGAGCUGGACUCCCCUAAUGACUGUUGAUGGAUAGUUCAAAAUAGCGAAAACAUCACAACAUACAUUUUGUUCACCCUAUCAGUAAUAAAUGACCUCGCUUUACCAAGAACAGCUAUCUUUUCCAGACUAAGUCGGAUAAUCAGGAUCGGACUGCCCUUCAUCCUGCCAUUUCCUGUCCUGAUGCCAAAUACCUGUAGGCCAAUUAGGAACUCAUAAUAAGUUGAAAUGUCUUCGAGUUAGGUUGCAGUGCUGGUAGAUUUUCUACCUAACAGGGGUGGUCAUGGCAUCUGUCCAAAUGACCAGUUUCGUCGAACUCGUACAACGCUAGCAUGGUUUUCCAUACCUUACACGUGCGUCACCGGCCGGUAAUUGUUUAUUUUUCCAGUGUUUUCUACCGACUGCGUAUUCGGCUACCUGCGUGAUACUUAGUGGCAAACCCCUUGUCCACAUUGCCGUUCCAACUGGCUUGAUGCAUUGCAAGGCCAAUGUGACACCGUCCGUCACUCACAUGGACAACGGAUACUAAAGUCCGCGAUGGGACUUAACAUUUGAGUUUUUCUGGCGUGGAGAUAAUGAAGCGCGUGAGAUCCGAUAUCUCUGCGAUCAACUUGUGCGGAACGGCUAUCCGAAGGCGUUCAUAAGCCGAUGCUUACCUGUUUACCCCCCGGAAGACGCACCAAGAGGCAGCGUCUACGGUUGGCGUGCUCUGCCGUACAUCAAAGACGCGUCACAGACGAUCGAGCCCAUUGCUGUGGGACUAGGCGUCGGAGUUGAACACGCUCAAAACUACCAUGCGCAGACGGGACACGAAGAUCAAGGACCGAUUAAAUUCCAGUGAGCCGUCGGAUGUAGUGUAUCGCAUCCUGUGCCCAAACUGUCCAUUUAAUUACGCAGGCCGGACUGAACGCAUACUCCAAUCUCACAUACGCGAAAAUACGCUUUGUGCGACGGCGUGGCAGAUUAUCACAAACGGCUGCUCCCACCUACGUAAUGGGUCACGCAUCUCAUUUCGCAGCCACAAAGAUAGCUGCUCACACCAGAAACGAGAAAAGCCACGAACUGUUUGAGGUCUUGGCCUAAGAGGAGGACUUAGUCUAUCGAUGUAUCGACCUGCCACCGGCCUAUAGAACGCUGCGUAGUCACCUCCAGGCCGGUGUCACUGAUGUUUGAUCGGUUCAUACCCCCUAUAGCCGUUGCUUGUUAUGUUGCGCUUUUAUUUCUGCCGACGGACUUCUGUACCAGUUCGAAGGCUCAGGCAAAUAAAAAGACGGUCCCGGCUGUCGAACAGCUUUCUUCCCUACAAUGGAGAUGGUGUAACAGGAUUAAACUUACACGCUGGCACUGUUAAAUUGUCAUAAUAAAAUACGAAAGCCGGUCCUACAAGGGCUGUUCUCAAGUUCUAAUUUUCAGUGUUUACCUAUUAUAACUCGAACCCCAAAUGGGCUUCCUUGGUUCGCUGUUUCUGUGCCAAUUCUAACAGUUCAAAAAGAAUCCUUUUACUGUUUUUUUUUUCAGAACUUGGCCAAGUCAUUCAAGCCUGACAGAAUCGGAUUUCGGAAGUUUGCUCACUCGCUUCUUCAGGAUCUCGCAACGAUGGGGGAGGUGA